GGUGAGGUGCGGAGUGAUCCGGCCGCUGGAGUGAGCGGCCCCGGGCUGAGGCAGAGAAGGGAGGCGAGCCCGCCGGGGCGCCAUCCCAGCCGGGGCACUGCGCCUGCGCUGCCUCCCCCUCUCCUCCCCUCCUCCUCCUCCUCCCUGCUGCUGUGUGGGGUGUAGCGGCGCCUGUACUGCUGUUGCCGCCGGCCCCUGCCCCGCGCCCCUGCCCCGGGCAGCUUGCCCUCAGCCAUGGCUCAGAUACUGCCCAUUCGCUUCCAGGAGCAUUUCCAGCUCCAAAAUUUGGGCAUUAACCCAGCAAACAUUGGAUUCAGCACUCUAACAAUGGAAUCUGACAAGUUCAUCUGCAUCAGGGAGAAAGUGGGAGAGCAGGCACAAGUAGUGAUAAUUGACAUGAGCGAUCCAACAACACCCAUCAGACGUCCAAUUUCUGCCGAAAGUGCCAUCAUGAAUCCAGCCUCUAAAGUAAUUGCACUAAAAGCUGGGAAAACACUUCAGAUCUUUAACAUUGAGAUGAAAAGUAAAAUGAAAGCCCACACAAUGGCAGAGGAAGUGAUCUUCUGGAAAUGGAUAUCUGUGAAUACAGUUGCAUUGGUAACGGAGACAGCAGUCUACCACUGGAGCAUGGAGGGAGAAUCACAACCCCAAAAGAUGUUUGACAGGCAUGCUAGUCUUGCAGGCUGCCAAAUCAUCAAUUACAGAACAGAUGAACACCAAAAAUGGCUGCUACUGAUAGGAAUUUCAGCACAGCAAAAUCGUGUGGUUGGUGCAAUGCAGCUGUAUUCAGUUGAUAGAAAAGUCUCCCAACCUAUAGAGGGCCAUGCAGCAGCUUUUGCAGAAUUCAAAAUAGAGGGAAAUGCCAAACCUUCUACCCUCUUCUGUUUUGCUGUGAGGAGUCCUGCAGGGGGCAAGCUACACAUAAUUGAAGUAGGUCAGCCAGCUACUGGAAAUCAGCCAUUUGUUAAGAAAGCUGUUGAUGUGUUUUUCCCACCUGAGGCACAGACAGACUUUCCUGUGGCAAUGCAGAUUGGAAUUAAGCAUGGUGUUAUCUACCUGAUCACAAAGUAUGGAUAUAUUCACAUGUAUGACUUGGAGUCUGGAGUGUGCAUCUACAUGAACCGUAUUAGUGCUGAUACUAUCUUUGUCACAGCUCCUCAUGAACCUACCUCAGGCAUUAUUGGUGUGAACAAAAAAGGACAGGUGCUUUCUGUAUGUGUUGAGGAAGACAACAUAGUGAACUACGCUACGAAUGUUCUGCAGAAUCCUGACUUGGGACUGCGUAUGGCUAUACGUAGUAAUCUAGCUGGGGCAGAGGAAUUAUUUGCCAGAAAGUUCAACACACUGUUUGCUCAAGGAAACUAUGCAGAUGCUGCUAAAGUAGCUGCAUCUGCACCAAAGGGAAUUCUACGUACCGGUGAUACAAUCAGGAAGUUCCAGAGUGUACCAGCUCAGCCUGGGCAGGCCUCUCCUCUGCUGCAGUACUUUGGAAUAUUGCUUGACCAGGGACAGCUGAACAAGUUUGAGUCUCUGGAGCUCUGCCGCCCUGUCCUACAGCAGGGCCGCAAGCAGCUUCUGGAGAAGUGGCUGAAGGAAGACAAGCUGGAGUGCUCAGAGGAGCUGGGAGACUUGGUGAAGACAGCUGACCCAACCCUUGCACUCAGUGUCUAUCUUCGUGCUAAUGUGCCAAACAAAGUGAUUCAGUGCUUUGCUGAAACUGGUCAAUUCCAGAAAAUAGUGCUGUAUGCUAAAAAGGUUGGCUAUACCCCAGACUGGAUCUUCUUACUGAGAAGUGUGAUGAGAGUCAGUCCAGAGCAAGGCCUGCAGUUCUCUCAGAUGCUGGUACAGGAUGAGGAGCCACUGGCUAACAUUAACCAGAUUGUGGAUGUGUUCAUGGAGAACAGUCUUAUUCAGCAGUGCACAUCCUUUCUGUUGGAUGCCCUGAAAAAUAACCGCCCUGCAGAAGGCCACCUUCAGACUCGUCUCCUGGAAAUGAAUUUGAUUCAUGCCCCUCAGGUUGCAGAUGCCAUUCUUGGAAACCAAAUGUUUACACACUAUGAUCGUGCUCAUAUUGCCCAGUUAUGUGAAAAAGCAGGUUUGCUCCAGCGAGCUUUGGAACACUACACUGAUCUCUAUGAUAUUAAACGUGCUGUUGUUCAUACUCAUCUCUUGAAUCCUGAGUGGCUUGUGAACUUCUUUGGCUCUCUCUCAGUUGAAGACUCUGUGGAGUGUUUACGUGCCAUGCUGUCAGCCAACAUUAGGCAAAACCUACAACUCUGCGUGCAAGUUGCUUCUAAAUACCAUGAGCAGCUUGGUACCCAGUCUCUUGUGGAGCUUUUUGAAUCUUUCAAAAGCUAUGAAGGACUGUUCUAUUUCUUGGGUUCCAUUGUAAACUUCAGCCAGGAUCCUGAUGUUCACUUCAAGUACAUCCAGGCAGCUUGCAAAACUGGUCAGAUAAAGGAAGUGGAAAGAAUCUGCCGUGAAAGUAACUGCUAUAACCCGGAACGGGUGAAGAACUUUCUGAAGGAGGCAAAGCUUACAGACCAGCUUCCUCUGAUCAUUGUCUGUGAUCGAUUUGACUUUGUUCAUGACCUGGUGCUCUACUUAUAUCGCAAUAACCUGCAGAAGUAUAUAGAGAUUUAUGUACAGAAGGUGAAUCCUAGCCGUAUACCAGCAGUGGUUGGAGGGCUUCUUGAUGUGGAUUGUUCUGAAGAUGUCAUUAAGAACUUGAUCAUGGUGGUUAGAGGCCAGUUCUCAACAGAUGAGCUGGUGGCUGAAGUGGAAAAAAGAAAUCGGCUUAAGUUGCUGUUGCCAUGGCUUGAAUCAAGGAUUCAUGAAGGCUGUGAAGAACCUGCGACUCAUAAUGCCUUGGCCAAAAUCUACAUUGACAGUAACAAUAAUCCGGAGCGCUUCCUUCGUGAGAAUCCUUACUAUGACAGCCGUGUAGUUGGCAAAUACUGUGAAAAGAGAGACCCUCAUCUGGCCUGCGUUGCUUAUGAGAGGGGACAGUGUGAUCUGGAACUCAUAAAGGUCUGCAAUGAGAACUCACUGUUUAAAAGUGAGGCUCGCUAUCUGGUACGCAGGAAGGACCCUGAGCUCUGGGCAAAUGUUCUGGAAGAAAACAACCCAUUCAGGCGGCAGCUUAUUGACCAGGUUGUCCAAACAGCUUUAUCAGAGACACAGGAUCCAGAGGAGGUUUCUGUAACUGUGAAGGCUUUCAUGACUGCUGACCUGCCUAAUGAAUUGAUUGAGCUACUGGAAAAAAUUGUCUUGGAUAAUUCCGUAUUCAGUGAACACAGGAAUCUCCAGAAUUUGCUGAUCUUGACUGCCAUUAAGGCUGACCGCACUCGUGUGAUGGAAUACAUCAAUCGGCUGGAUAACUAUGAUGCCCCAGAUAUUGCAAACAUUGCCAUCAGUAAUGAGCUAUAUGAAGAAGCCUUCGCUAUAUUCAGAAAAUUUGAUGUUAAUACUUCAGCAGUUCAGGUGCUGAUUGAGCACAUUGGCAACUUAGACCGUGCUUAUGAAUUUGCAGAGAGAUGUAACGAACCAGCAGUAUGGAGCCAGCUUGCCAGAGCACAGCUCCAGAAGGACUUGGUGAAAGAAGCCAUUGACUCCUAUAUAAAGGCAGAUGAUCCAUCUGCCUACAUGGAAGUUGUUCAAGCAGCUAAUAGAAAUGAUAACUGGGAGGACCUAGUCAAGUUCUUACAGAUGGCCAGGAAGAAAGCUAGAGAGUCUUAUGUAGAGACAGAACUUAUUUUUGCUUUGGCAAAAACUAAUCGUCUGUCAGAGCUGGAGGAGUUUAUUAGUGGCCCUAAUAAUGCCCAUAUACAACAGGUUGGUGAUCGCUGUUAUGAAGAGGGGAUGUAUGAAGCAGCAAAGCUACUUUAUAACAACGUAUCCAACUUUGCUCGCCUGGCAUCUACCUUGGUGCACCUUGGAGAGUAUCAGGCAGCGGUGGACAGUGGCCGCAAAGCCAACAGCACAAGGACUUGGAAGGAGGUCUGCUUCGCCUGUGUGGAUGGAAAGGAAUUCCGCUUGGCACAGAUCUGUGGUUUACACAUAGUCAUCCAUGCUGAUGAACUUGAAGAGCUGAUCAGUUACUAUCAGGAUCGUGGCUACUUUGAAGAACUGAUUGCCCUUUUGGAAGCUGCUUUGGGCCUAGAGCGUGCUCACAUGGGAAUGUUUACUGAACUUGCCAUCUUAUACUCCAAAUUCAAGCCUCAGAAAAUGAGGGAGCAUCUGGAGCUCUUCUGGUCUAGAGUUAAUAUUCCAAAGGUACUCAGAGCUGCAGAACAGGCUCAUCUCUGGGCAGAACUUGUAUUUCUCUAUGACAAGUAUGAGGAGUAUGAUAAUGCAAUAAUUACUAUGAUGAAUCAUCCCACUGAUGCCUGGAAAGAAGGGCAGUUUAAAGACAUAAUUGCCAAGGUGGCCAAUGUGGAGCUGUACUACAAAGCCUUGCAGUUCUACUUGGACUACAAACCUCUGCUGAUCAAUGAUCUCCUGCUUGUAUUAUCUCCACGACUGGAUCACACCAGGACAGUCAAUUUUUUCUCAAAGGUUAAUCAGCUCCUUCUAGUAAAGCCUUAUCUGCGUUCAGUCCAGAACCACAACAACAAAGGAGUUAAUGAAGCACUAAACAACCUCUUAACAGAGGAGGAAGAUUACCAGGGUUUGAGAGCUUCCAUUGAUGCCUAUGACAACUUUGAUAACAUAACAUUGGCUCAGCGUCUGGAAAAGCACGAACUAAUUGAAUUUAGGCGUAUUGCAGCAUACUUGUAUAAGGGUAACAACCGCUGGAAACAGAGUGUGGAGCUGUGCAAGAAAGACCGUCUAUAUAAGGAUGCUAUGCAGUAUGCUGCAGAGUCCAAAGAUGCUGAGCUGGCUGAGAAGCUGCUUCAGUGGUUCCUGGAAGAAGGCAAGCAGGAGUGCUUUGCAGCCUGCCUUUUCACAUGUUACGACUUGCUGCACCCAGAUGUAGUCCUUGAGUUGGCAUGGAGGCAUAACAUCAUGGACUUUGCAAUGCCUUAUUUCAUCCAAGUGAUGAGAGAGUACCUUACCAAAGUUGAUGGGCUGUUCUAUAAGGUGACACUCUGAUUUCAAACUCUUUGUGUUCACUUGUGUCCCUCGAUAUCCUAGGUUUCUUUUACAGGAAUCUAGCUGUAGCUUCUGCCAGAAGAGCAGUGUAAUUUAGCUCUAACUCAUUUCCUGUUCACUUUCUAAUGCUAAAAGGGUAACUAUUCACAAGCAACUUGAAAAUCCAACCAGACUCUGCUCCUCAUCAUGGGAAACAGAAGCAAGUGAUUGAGCAGGUCUUGAGUAUUUAGACCUUGGUUCACUGUAUUACAGAUAUAUUGUGGCAGGGAUGAUGCUGUUCAUGAGUAAACAAAAGCAGUUGCCGUGUAACAGGAUGUGGUUUACGUGCAAAUUGCUUGUUAUGCUGUAAAUUACUGAAGAGUGCAAUCUUUCAGGCAUGGUGAGUUUACAGAAGCUUUAAUGCUGCUAUUCAAACCUUUUGCCUGUUAAAUAUCAUGAAAGUACUUGCACAGAUCUUGAACACUGCUGCCUCCUUAUAUUCUACCGAGGAGAAACUUGCCACACAAGUUCACCCAAACUCUUCCAUGUGAGGUUUAGGUCUAAAAUAAUGCUUUUUAAACUGCUGGUUGGAUUUACAAGUAAUUACAUGUACUAAAUACGGGAUAACUUGCCAGAAGGAAAAUCUGCAUGGUGAAAGUGGUUUACAGUGGAACUAAUUUAGUCUGUUGAAUUAACUGCAAAACAUGGAAUUAGAAUGGGCCUUCAGUGUGGUAUGUCUAAAAUCGUCACGUAACUAACUUCAAAAGUACAAAAUAAUAGACUAGUUUACCAGCAGGGUGUAUAUGUCUUCCAGAACUUACCUUUCUUUUAUGCAUAAAAACGUGCUAAAGCACAGAACGGCCUAUGUCCCAGAAGGGACCAGGCUCACAAAGUAUGAUGAUGCUCAUUUGGAAACCUUUUGAACAACUUCAGUUAUAGGCAGCAAAGCAGAUAGCUGUUUAGGCUUUCCUGGAGAGCUGCUCUUGUCCCUUAUUCAGGAUGUUUGCUCUCGGCAUGCUUGCUGUCCCUCCAACAGAGGGAGUAACUACACUGCUGUUCAGAGUUCCUUAAUGCUUUAGGGGCAGUAAAGAGGAAAGUCUAAUCCAAGAGAGAGUGGGAAUCCCAGGUUGUAAGUAGAGCAAUACAACUCGUUUGAAACUGAUAGCUCUCAAUUGCUUUGAUCUAUGGUAAUAUGGAUAGCAUUUGUAGCACCAAUAUUUAGAGUGUUACCCUGAAGAGCUCUUCAGCUGACAGAACUGGUUACAGACCUACUGCCACUCAAGUUAGUAAUUUGAGUUGCAAACUUCAAAAAUUCCAGUAAACUGUUAAACACCAGAUCUAGAUAACAUCUCUGAAGUAUAAUAGAGACCUCUAUUGCAGCACUUCUCAGACCAGAUAUGAUUGUUGCAGUGGGAGAAGAUGAGUAGUGGAAAUACAGCAUUAGGCUAAACGUAGAUUUGCCCAGGAUGUUAGUACUGCCUGUAUCUGGAUGUGAAGCUGUGUGGGGUUGUUGUUUUAAUGCCUUGCAGUCUUCAGUGUCAACAGAUCUCUCAUUGAAGAUAUAACUUGUUAAACCUGAGAGAAGGAAGGUACUGUUGCCUUCUCAGAUUAUGCACCACCCCCCCACCCCCCCAAUUUGAAUUUGUGUUCAGGGCUCCUGCAUUACUCUAGCACUUCCACAAAUGUGUUUAACAUGAACAGAGCUUCACUUGACAGCACUGGGAUCUAUAUAAAGCUGAUACUAUAGACCACUUUCCAUGAUGGUUCUAGAGUUUCCUCUAGAAGUUUAUGUGAAUACUAAUAUAGUUAAACCAGCACUCUGCAGCCCAGGUUAGGCUGUAGUCCUAGAUAAUAUCAGACUUAGUGAGUCUAGAAUAUUUCCAUGUAUCUGGGUGCUCUCAUUGAAGGGGAGAGGAUUUGCAGGUUAAUACAUAAGUAUAGGUUAGGCUGGGCCCAUUUGAAGUGAUACUUCGACCUGCAAUCUGAUGGGCUUGUUUUCUGGGUCAUAGAGUUAACAGUGACUAGAAUAGGGCCCCAAAAAGUGCUUUGCUUGAAGGUAAUGAUGGUCUCAGUUGCAUUUGACAGCUACUGUUUAUUGCAAUAAAUCUAAAGCAGCUGGGAGGGCAGGUUUACAACAUUGCUUGCUGGGAACACGCAGACAUCUGUUGUCUCCAACUUGCAUUAGUAAAAGGAGCACUUGACAGCUAAGGUACCAGGCAUGAAAAGCUUCACACGAUGGUGCAGUUCCUAGAAAAGGCCUUCAUA
Molecule: messenger RNA, 7338 nt
Organism: Falco peregrinus (peregrine falcon)
Lineage: Eukaryota; Metazoa; Chordata; Aves; Falconiformes; Falconidae
Gene: CLTCL1
Product: clathrin heavy chain like 1
Exons: 31
Coding region: 235-5094 (1619 amino acids)
Biological process (GO): receptor-mediated endocytosis; intracellular protein transport
Cellular component (GO): clathrin complex; extracellular exosome; clathrin-coated endocytic vesicle
Molecular function (GO): clathrin light chain binding; structural molecule activity
Source: RefSeq, a predicted model, not a curated record